Molecule: messenger RNA, 3043 nt
Organism: Notolabrus celidotus (New Zealand spotty)
Lineage: Eukaryota; Metazoa; Chordata; Actinopteri; Labriformes; Labridae
Gene: rpz4
Product: rapunzel 4
Exons: 3
Coding region: 303-1475 (390 amino acids)
Source: RefSeq, a predicted model, not a curated record
CAUUGUUUACUGAAAGGGUGGAGGAAAACCUGUAAUAAUAUCUCCACAGCAACAGCCCUGCUUAUUAUGCUGGCAACUUUUUUUUUUCUUUGUCCAACACCCAACUUUUUUGUGCGCAACUGGGUGUGCCUCCCCUCUGUAACAUGAGAGCCACAUGACCAAUAGGAAGACACACAGUCUGGAAGUUAGAGUAUUUCUUCCGUAAACUUUGGAAGUUUCUGCUGUGUUGUAAGAGCAGCGAGGGAGGAGGCCACAGUCCAACACUGAAACAGAACUGAUCAGUCUAAGUGACAUUACCAAAGAUGGCAGAACUUCAGAGGCUUGUAUCGGAGAGGAAGGAUAUGGUGGAAAAUGUAAUGGAGGUGUUUGAACAAGGGGCUGAAGUCGUCGCCAGUAUCGCUGGUGACCUUUUCCCAGUCUUCGCCAUCGCCGCUCCGAUUGUUAAACUGGCUCUGGACAAUGUAGAAAGCAAAGAGGCUACAUACAUGAAGGAGCAGUUUCAGAGGGUGCGAGAACGCCUGGAGGUGGUCUCAGAGGAGAUUCGGCGAAUCAACGAUGAGAUCAAGAAGAGUGGACUGGACGCUGUGUAUUUCCCCGUGGAGGAGAACAUCAGCAACCAGUUCAGGAAGUACAUGGACAUCCUCAACGCCAAGCCAAAGUUCAGGGAAGUCAAGAAGAAGCUCUUUCUGGACCACUUUGGCAAAACUGGAGGUGACAAAAACCUUCAAACGCUCUACAACUCAGUGACGGGAGAUAACUUCUCCGGAGAGUCUGUGCUCGAGAUCACUCUGAACUACGAGGAGAAAAGUCGCCGGCCAGUGGAGGACUUCUGUGCCAGGCUGAAGAAGCUCUUCUGUAUCGGGCUUAUCGCUCUGCUGGGCCACGCCGCUCUGAAGGGAUAUGAUGAAGAGGACGCUCUUCUGAAAGAAUGGGGUGAGAAGAUGAAGGUUGUCCAAGAGAAAAUGAAUGUUGUCAUUGAAGACUGCAUCGAAAGCUUCCCCAAGCAGGCGGAGAUGGAUUCACGUCGACUAGUGAGAGACCAUCCAGAGUUGACCAACCAGCAGCUAGCUGAUACUAUCAUAGAGAAGCUGAAGAAGAAGUAUGACUGGGUGGGGUGGUCUGUGCGUGUAUUCAGGUCCCCUUCAGGCCUUUUAAACAAAAAGAAGACUUUCCACUGCCCUACAGGGAAGACUCGCUUCCAGGUCCCUUCAUCAGACGAGAAACUGAACGUUCUGGUGUCGUACAGCUCCUCGCCUGAGCCUGUGGAUAGGAAUCAAAUCCAGCAGGUGAUCCAGAGUCAGAAGAGACUCUCAGUGGUGAGUCUGGCUGAGACCCUGUUUGAGAAUCUGCCUGGCAGCUGUGUGGUCCACACAGUCAAAAUGAGCAAAGAUCUGGCCUGCUCCUGGAGCUUCACUGAAGAGCUCCACUACUGGGAGGAGCACAAGCCCCUGUACGUCUGUGUUCACUCGGCUUGAAGUUAAAGACACUGGAACUGCCAAAAGUCACUCCUUAUGUUUGUUGGAUACUUCAUGUUCACACAGAUAAUCGCAGAGUCUAUCACUGCCUCUCUGCUUGGCCUUAGAAAUGAAAUAUUACACAAAAUGUGCCUUAAUUUCGCCUUUUAGUCUAUUUUUAUGUGAUUUAUCUUGUUAUUCUUUAAGUCUUAGUUAUUUUUACAGGAGAAGGGAUUGUUAAGUCAUGUCAGGCCAAACAUAUCUAUUAGGCCCAAUAUCACACUUUUUUUUUUGGAGUCGACAAUCUGUGAACCAUGGACUCCCUGGAUCCCAAAACACUCAUAGGACAAUGACCCCGUCCCCUGAACCCCACACUGACACAUGGACACAUGCAAAAAUAAAAAAGAGGGGGACAGAUUGGAAGAAACCUCAAGAAGUGCAACAGUAGAAGAGUCCUCUCCUGGGUUAGUUAGGCAUGUUUGUUCAGACAAAUACCAGAUUCUUAAACUGACAAUAAUGACUGUUUGAUCUCAUGUAGCUGUGCUUAUUUCUCAAACAACACAUGCAUGAUUGAACCUCUUUGUUUAGGCUGUGUCAUGCCGCUGUGCCCCUCUGGUUUAUAGUAUCAUAAUGUGUAAGUUGACAGAUGCUGAGAAUGGCAGGUUUAAAAUCAUGACUGUGUUUCCUACCAGUGGGUUUGUUUUGUUAGCAUGUCAUGCCGGUGUAGUUGGUGAAGUAGAAUCCAGCUGUCAUACAGAGAUAACGCUCGGCUGGAAGAGAUAAGCCGUGACCUCGGUCUGUCGAGGAUUCAAAGCCACGAGAGGAAGUGUCUCCAGACUUAAUUCCAGUUUCACUUUUUCACUUACCUGCAAACAUAAACCUUGUUUCUGGUGGCUGUAAAGAGUAAACAAAGUACAAGAAAGCAGAAGAGUAAAAGGCCUCAAACUGCACUGCUGCCAUGAACUGAAGCUUUAUAAACACACUCUGAACAUGCCAUGAACAUGCUCAGGACAAGUGACAGCAACACUUUGUUUACAGGCAGAUGCCGAGCAUAGCUGUUCUCUAUUGACCUGAGGGGUUAUAUGAAAAACUGGAAUAUUUUAACUGCUCAAAACCUUCAGCUUUUUGUAGUAUGUGUUUUUUAAAAAGAGGAUUGUCUUUUGAACAGAACAAACUGUUAUUUGAAGCAGAAAAUUUAAAUCUUGGGAUGGGAUCUUUCUUUGUUUUUGUUUUAAUCAAAUUAUAUUUAAUCUAACUUUGACAUUGACACUACAUCAUUUGAUAUAGCUCAAAUGUGUAAGCUCUGCGAACUUGCUCACCAAUAACCUCUUUUGUUGUUGCAGAUAUGUUGUUGUACAACGCCUGUGUGUCUCUUCCUUGUAUGUGUAUUGUUUAUGUUUAUGAUAAUGUUAUUAUCAGACCAAAACAAGCCCAAUGUGCACUGUAAAACUGUUAUUUUUGUUGCACUUUGUUAUUUCUUGUCAACAUAUUUGGGUUGUAAAUGAGUUAAAGCUCUGUUGGUACACCAAAGCAGUGAUUGUAAUAAAUCUUCUAAACGCCCAAAUAGAUUUGAUGUUUUUAUUGAUUAA